AUGACGGACCCCUACAUGCAAGGCUGCGGCGUUACGUACGAAUCAGAUAAGCUUUUCAAGCCUGAGACACCCAAACUCUACGAUUCUAUUGGACAAGACGUCGGUUGCAGGAUAGACCUUCAAGCUGCCAAGGAAGCGGCGUUCUACUGCCCGGCGCCGUACGUACUCGACCCACCUGACUGCUUCAACCAAGUGUUAGUGAAGGGUGAAACAAAGAACGUCACCGAUGUAAGCAAGUCGUUGGGUGCAUCGCACACUAAUCACUUUGUGACACUGAAGUUCAACAGCGAACUCGUAGGACCCCGGGAGACUCUGCGCCAGACGACUCCGUUGGAGUGCCGCUGCGUCACCGUUAAGGGUAUCGUCCUGUCUACCAUACAGAUUGAGAACUACUACUCCAAGUAA
Babesia bigemina is the source of this 405-nucleotide messenger RNA. RefSeq lists its product as hypothetical. Bases 1 to 405 code for a protein of 134 amino acids. The transcript has a single exon. The record is from RefSeq and is a predicted model, not a curated record. NCBI's taxonomy places the organism in Eukaryota, Apicomplexa, Aconoidasida, Piroplasmida, Babesiidae.